Molecule: messenger RNA, 744 nt
Organism: Aspergillus bombycis
Lineage: Eukaryota; Fungi; Ascomycota; Eurotiomycetes; Eurotiales; Aspergillaceae
Gene: grpE
Product: mitochondrial nucleotide exchange factor MGE1
Exons: 3
Coding region: 1-744 (247 amino acids)
Biological process (GO): protein import into mitochondrial matrix; protein folding
Cellular component (GO): PAM complex, Tim23 associated import motor
Molecular function (GO): adenyl-nucleotide exchange factor activity; protein-folding chaperone binding; protein homodimerization activity
Source: RefSeq, a predicted model, not a curated record
AUGUUCCAGCGUACCAUCCUCAGACAGGCCCAAGCCUCCCGCUCUCUCCUUUCCGUCCGUUCGGCGUCUUCAGCACCAUUGGCGCUUAGCCGCACGUCACAAUUCCAGCCGCAAACCCUCCGUCCAUUUGCUCCUUUGCCCAGCUUCCGCAACUACUCUACAGAGAACAAGGCCGAGGAAGGCAAGCAGGAGAAGAAUGAGAACGCUGAAUCAGAGUCCCAGAACCCCGAGGAUGCCAUUCGUAAGGAGCUUGAAAAGAAGGAGAAGGAGGUUGUCGAUUUGAAGGACAAGUAUGUCCGCUCCGUCGCAGACUUCCUCAACCUCCAGGAACGCACCAAGCGUGAUAUGGACAAUGCGCGCAACUUCGCCAUCCAGCGCUUUGCCGUUGAUCUUCUCGAGAGCAUUGACAACUUCGACCGUGCCCUCCUGGCUGUGCCCGAGGCCAAGCUCAACUCCAAUGAGCCUGAACAUAAGGACAUUAAGGAUCUCGUCUCCGGCCUGAACAUGACUCAGAACAUUUUGAUGAAUGCCCUCAAGAAGCACGGUCUGGAGAGGUUUGAUCCUAGCGAGCCUGCUGAAGAUGGCACGACCCAGAAGUUCGACCCCAACAUGCAUGAGGCUACCUUCAUGGCCAAGGCUGAGGGCAAGGAGAACGGCGAUAUCAUGUAUACUCAGAGCAAGGGCUUCAGGCUGAACGGACGUGUCCUGAGAGCUGCCAAGGUCGGCGUUGUCAAGAACGACUAA